This is a messenger RNA of Megachile rotundata (alfalfa leafcutting bee), 2166 nucleotides long. RefSeq names its product Nuclear autoantigenic sperm protein (gene Nasp). The record is from RefSeq and is a predicted model, not a curated record. Gene Ontology annotation, biological process: DNA replication-dependent chromatin assembly; CENP-A containing chromatin assembly. Gene Ontology annotation, molecular function: histone binding. Lineage: Eukaryota; Metazoa; Arthropoda; Insecta; Hymenoptera; Megachilidae. Gene Ontology annotation, cellular component: nucleoplasm.
UUCCUCGUUGUGCUCAUGUUGUGCUUGACACUCGUACAUACAAGUUGCACGCGUGCCGGUAAUAAACCGUUGUUUGGUAUAACGGUCGUUCCGUUAAAUCUCCUCGAAUCUUUGUACAUAAAUUUGCUCGUAACCGUUAAAGUAAAGCUUGUGAUAAUUAGAAUUUCGCGUGCAAUUUACGAACAGUAUAGUGAAAACGUGUCUGUCCUUAAAAGAGCGUCAAUUCUCCAACAAUUGAAAGAAAAUCAAGAUGGCUGACGUUGCCGAGAAUACAGCAUUUACGGACCCAGCAACCGCGAUAUCCCACGGGAAACGUCACCUGUUGGUACGCGAUUACACCAUGGCCGUGACCGCAUUGGCGCAAGCCUGUCAGAUGCUCGUCGAGAAACACGGGGACACCGCGGACGAACUGGGUGAACCUUACCUGCUCUACGGCCGUGCUCUUCUUGGUCUGGCCAGAGAAGAGGCCGGUGUGUUGGGCGGCGGUGUGCCGGGAAACGAAGAUUCCGUGGAAGACGACGAGGAGGACGAGGAGGAGGUUGAAGACGAAAAGUUAAGCAACGUGGACGAGAAAGAAGAAGAAAAUGAAGAGCGCGCGAGCGACAAUGGAGCGAGCAACGACGCGAAAGAAGUCGACGGGAAAGUUGACGAAUCGAGAUCGGCCGAACAGCCCGAUAAACCAGAAACGGAGAAGAAAGGAGAGAAACUAGAGGCGGGUAGCGAGAAGAAGGAAGAAAAGAAGGUGGAGCCGCAAAGCGAAGAAAAAAAAGAAAAUGUUGAAUCUAACAGCGACGAAAAGAAGGAGACGGGAAAGUCGGAUUCUAAUAAAACCGAUGACAAGAAAACCUUAGAGCAACCAACCCAAAAGAAAAGCGAGGAAGUUAAAGCAGGAUCUAGCAAGGACAUGAAUCAUACCAAUGGUCCUUCUUGCUCGACGACCGAACAAAAUGGAGACGCGAAGGAGAACGGAGACGAUGGAGAGGAUAUUGGAAAGGAGGAUGAAGACGACGAAGUCAAUAACUUGCAGGUGGCUUGGGAGGUGCUGGAAUUAGCGAAAUUAGUGCUGCUGAAGCGUGGACAAAGUGGAUGGAAGCUGCUAGCGGAUGCUUAUCGACUUCUAGGAGAGGUAGCCAUGGAAGGUGGAAAUUUCCAAGGUGCCUUGAAUGAUCUGCAUCGAUGUUUGGAGUUGCUGCAACAAAUUGAACCUCAAGAACCAAGAGCAAUAGCAGAAAUCCACUAUCAGCUAGCGUUGGCCCAUUCUUUGGGCAAUGAAUUCGACGCCAGCAUCGAGGAGUUCAACAAAGCGACCGAAUUGUUGGAGGCGCGUAUAAAAGAACUGGAAGAGAUAAAGGAACCGCCGAAAACGGACGAUUCUUUUUACACCGUGGAAGGGGAGAUACAAGAGCUGAAAGAACUUUUGCCAGAGAUUCAAGAGAAGAUCUCGGACAUGAAGGAUUUCAAACAAGAAGCUUGCAAGCUUGUUAUAGAAGGCAUUAAGAGCAAAGUAGCCGGUGGAUGUUCCAACGGUGCUGGACCGAGUGGCAGCAGUGAUUCUACGACAAAAAUUCAGAAACCCGCCAGUGACAUAUCGCAUUUAGUACGGAAGAAGCGAAAAGCCGACGAACCAGAAACAGAAGUUGCGUCACCGUGCAAAAAACCAACGCCGGAGAAGACUGUUUGAACAGUUUUAACUAGUUUGGUGCACUUGAGACAUUCUUGAUAUCUUGUUGCUUCGUUUUACAAGGCGUUUUACGCGAUGAUAAUUGGACAAAAAGAGAAAACCGUAUCGUACGCGAAACUUUUAGCGUUGGACCAAGAACGUAGAGCAACGAUCAUCGAUACCGGCGAGAACAUUACAAAUUGUGAAUGUCUCUCGACACCGCGAAACAUAUUUUAUUCGAAAGCAGACUCGUUUCAUUAUACUCUCUUUUAUUUCAUGAUUACGAUUCGUCUAAUAAAUGUCUUUUAUUUUCGUUCUGUUCGUUGCUCUGUACAAUUCGUCUAUUUAUUAUGUAUCUAAUUUGACUUUAACAUUCAGCGAGUCGAUGUUCAUCAUCCAAAAUUACAAUCUUUUAUAAAUUCUUAUUUUCUAGGAUGUAAUAAAACGUUAGGGAAUAAGGCUGUUUAUGUAUAAGUCUGAUUAAUAAACGUUAAAUGAUGAUUUUU